GAUUGCUCCCCUUUAUCAUAAAUAUUUUGCGAUAAGCCAUGACUCACAAUUUUAUCGCAAAAAUCGAACGAACAAGACCGGUACGAAACAAGUUGAGCUUCAGAUAAACAUUCAUUAGCAGAAAAUGGUGAGCAGGAUAGUAACGUGUUUCGUUCUAGCUUUGAGUAUUAGCGCCAAGUGUUGUGCAGGAUCUUCUAAGCAUGAAUGUGCUGACGGAAGUGCACUUCUGACCUCAAAUCGGCUUUAUCCAGCCCCGUCGCAGGCCAAGUUGAGCAAUGAGGAAAUAGUUACCAUUCUGGCCGAUAGCAAUAAUGUUUCAACCGAUAAAGCAUCAUCGGUGCAAAUUUAUGAGUGGUAUUAUUCCAUCAAUGAUGAGCUUUUGCUGCUGUCCCCGGUGCACCGGAUGCUUCCGGAACCGUGGCACACCGUUGUGGCAGUGCUGAGUACGAUUUUUGCCAGUACCCUGUUCGGGGUGAUUGUGGCUCUGAUAUUGUUUAAGUGCAAACAUAUGAACCGAUAGGAAAGCGCAAUGAAGAGCAAUGUAUGGUUGUACUGUACAACUUGUUAGUU
Uranotaenia lowii is the source of this 570-nucleotide messenger RNA. RefSeq lists its product as uncharacterized. The transcript has 2 exons. The coding region runs from base 125 to 520 and encodes 131 amino acids. NCBI's taxonomy places the organism in Eukaryota, Metazoa, Arthropoda, Insecta, Diptera, Culicidae. The record is from RefSeq and is a predicted model, not a curated record.